GAAACAGGUCGUACAAGACUUAUCGCGCCGUCGUCGUCGUCGAAGUACAAAUCUCAUCCUCCAGAGUGCAAAAAAGACAUCAAUAUUCUCGUUUUUUCGACUGAUAAUCUUUAUAACAUUUCACAAGUGACGGGUCUUAAGUCAGCCGGGAGAGCCCGUUAUCAGUGCUUAAUACCUCUUCAGAGCUUCAGGCUUGGCCGUCGUCCUACAUUACGAGCUUAGUUACUACACGGCCACGGCCAUCAUCGUCCGUCGGUCAAGUGAGAGUUGAAAGAUUUGCAGUCUCAGCAGCCGGUGUCAGUUUCCUGAGGCAAUUCGUCCAGUCCGGGCAGGCCAGCGCCUACUUUGUGGGAAAGUCCAUAGCGAAGAAAAAUUGGAGCAAUCGCGGAUUGCAUAACCCUUUCAGGUUGAAGUUACAGUAGUACUAUAGCAGUGACAACAAGUAGUUCCCGGUUCUCCAGGCACGGAAAGGUCGAAUUCAUUACUAUUGUGACGUGUGUGUGUGUGCCAUAUACUUAUAUCCGAAAGCUGUGUUCACCCGUCGGAACCAAGUGUGUUCAACAACUGGAAAUCGCGUGAUAGAAUUGUAAAGUGUGAAAUUUAGCCAGCCCGAUCCAAUCUAGUUAGCAGUUCGAUUUAUAAUAAAAAUGACGUCUCUACCUCGUGUCAAUCUGGACGAGCCCCGGUACGACCAGAGCUCAUACCUGAACCGGGCGAAGCACUUUUUGAUUGUUACCAACCCGCUCAAUGCGUUCGCCACCGAGGAACAGCUGGACCGGGCCGCCCGGAUCGUCAAAGACUAUCGCGCCGGCAAACCCGUCGAGGGCAUCUCCUCCGUGGACGAACUGUGGGCCGCCAAGUACCUGUACGACAGCGCAUUCCACCCGGACACCGGCGAGAAGAUGCUGCUGGUUGGCCGCAUGUCCGCCCAGGUCCCGAUGAACAUGACCAUCACGGGGUGCAUGAUGACGUUCUACAAGUCUACACCCGCCGUCAUCUUCUGGCAGUGGUUCAACCAGUCGUUCAACGCGGUGGUCAACUAUACGAACCGUUCCGGAAGUUCACCGAUCAGCCAGAAGCAGCUGCUGACGUCGUACUGUAUGGCCACCGGUGGUGCGCUCGUGACGGCCCUCUCGCUGAAUCGACUCGUGCGGAAUGCACCGCCACUUGUUGGCCGGCUGGUGCCGCUGGCAGCCGUGGCCGCGGCCAACUGUAUCAACAUUCCGUUGAUGCGUAUGCAAGAACUUCAGCAGGGCGUGACACUGAUUGACGAGGAUGGCAAGGAACUCGGCCAGUCGUGCCGCGCCGCCAAGGAGGGCAUCGCCGCCGUCACGUUCAGCCGAAUCAUGAUGGCCACUCCGGGCAUGGUUCUGACGCCGGUGCUGAUGAACUCGCUCGAGAAGCGUGGCUUCCUGAAGCGUGUGCCGUGGUCAAACGCCCCGAUCCAAACGCUGUUCUGUGGUUUCCUGUUGACCUUUGCGACGCCCCUGUGCUGUGCGCUGUUUAGCCAGAAGGCCUCGAUCAGCGUGGACAGUCUGGAGGAGGAGGUGCGCGAAAAGAUCCGCAAGGAGCGCCCCGAGCUGCAGGUCGUGUACUACAACAAGGGACUGUAAGCCUUCUAAAUAUCCACUCGUGUAGGGACAAUAAAAGUCAGCUUACGAACAUCCGUGGUAAGAAAUUCAAGUGUGUCGAGUUUAAAUCUUUAUUUUUUAUUUGUGUUAAACUGCAUUUACUGUGUCAUUGUUGUAAACUUCGACUUUGUUGCCCCGUCUUAAUCCUCAACCGAUUCAAUUGAGAGACAACUCUAUAAAGUAAAUCGAUUUCAUUCCACGAGGCAGUUAUCCAGAAAUGCAUGUUGGAGCGGUAGAAAAAAAAUACGCGUUGUUGUCGUUAGGAUUUAGCUUAGGAAGGGAAAAUAGCUCAAAUCGUUUGGAUCAAUAGUGCAAAAGGCGGUCUGUGUUUGUGUAUUAUCCGAUAGAUAUUGUGUGCAAAACAAAUGUUAUAUUACCUCUAGAUGAUGGAACCAGUGCAGAUCAAAUAAAGAAAAUGAAAUAAA
This is a messenger RNA of Culex pipiens pallens (northern house mosquito), 2056 nucleotides long. RefSeq names its product sideroflexin-1-3 (gene Sfxn1-3). The record is from RefSeq and is a predicted model, not a curated record. Gene Ontology annotation, molecular function: monoatomic ion transmembrane transporter activity. Lineage: Eukaryota; Metazoa; Arthropoda; Insecta; Diptera; Culicidae. Gene Ontology annotation, cellular component: mitochondrial inner membrane. The transcript has 5 exons. Bases 648 to 1613 code for a protein of 321 amino acids. Gene Ontology annotation, biological process: serine import into mitochondrion; monoatomic ion transport.